This is a messenger RNA of Gossypium arboreum, 5996 nucleotides long. Its product is annotated as sister chromatid cohesion protein SCC2. Bases 258 to 5732 code for a protein of 1824 amino acids. Gene Ontology annotation, biological process: replication-born double-strand break repair via sister chromatid exchange; establishment of protein localization to chromatin; establishment of mitotic sister chromatid cohesion. The transcript has 27 exons. The record is from RefSeq and is a predicted model, not a curated record. Gene Ontology annotation, cellular component: Scc2-Scc4 cohesin loading complex. Lineage: Eukaryota; Viridiplantae; Streptophyta; Magnoliopsida; Malvales; Malvaceae. Gene Ontology annotation, molecular function: chromatin binding.
ACGGAAAGGAAAUAUCCCCCCCCAAAUUUCACACUUUUUCCCCGCCAUUUAUUUUAUCUCUUUUAAUUUUUUUUUCUUUCUUCCCAAAUCUGUUCUCUUUUUUCUUAGGGCUUAAAACCCCUUCUGUUCUUGGUUUUUUCAAAUGAAACCCUAAUUCCUUUUAAAUUACCCUUAGAUUCCUACAAUAUUUACUAAAAGAACCACUCAUUUUCAACUCUCUUCAUGCUCUCUAUCUGCACCAAAUCCCUCACGGAUCGAUGAGCAAUCCAAGUAGCUCGUCCUGGGUCUCGGAUCAACCGGGGCAGAGGUUAAUGGACAUGGCCCACUGUGGCAUCGGCUUGACCAACACCAUCCACUCUGAGGUGGCGCAGUGCUUGCCGCUUCCUUCGUUGCCUGUUUUCUGUGGUGCUUCGGAUCUGGAGCUCCGGCUGUUUGACGACCCGGCUGUUGGAGCUUCCAGGUCUUUGAACCGACCGCAAAUUAUAGCUCAGGCUGGUCGAAUUGCUGAUCUGCUUCGCGAAACUGACGUUUCAUAUCUGAAUCUUAGGGAUGAGGCAGGUUCAGUUUCGCAUGACCAUUUGGAGCCCUUGGAACUUCAUGCACAAGUUCUCCAAUACAACCCUGCAGCAUUUGAGUAUGUUACCCCUGGUCUUGUCAAGGGAAAAAACUCUGGUGGUGCUAUGUUUGAAAGGAAGCCAUCUGAGUCAAGUGCUCCUCUUAUUGGUCAAUUCCAAAGAGAGACUCGCAGCAAUCGCAAUAAGCAGACUGAUGUUGUUGCUAAUGAUAUGCCAAAAUCGUCUUCCAAGAAGCCAAAAAUCAAGAAAAAGGCUGAUGACACUGGGUCAUCAGUUCUACCUGAUCCUACAGAGCUUCAAGAUGCUAUAAUUGGGAACUUCCGUGAGCUGCUAGAAGACUUCUGCAGCAGAGCUCAAAUUCCUACUGAUGAUAGGGAUGAGAUGGAGUGGUUAUCAUUGCCAGUUAAUGAUGUUAGAAUGCUUGUAAAUGAAAUUAUGUCAGUACGUGCAAAGAGACUUCUACAUUUGGUUCCUGUAGAUAUUCUUGUGAAAUUGUUACGGGUUCUAGAUCAUCAGAUACAUCGGGCAGAAGGCUUGUCUAUUGAUGAAUGUGAACAUCAAGACUCAGAUGUAUUCUCAUUAGUAUUCUGUGCCCUGGAGUCCAUUCAUGCUUCUUUGGCAAUAAUGGCACAUAAUGACAUGCCAAAGCAAUUAUACCAUGAAGAGAUUAUUGAAAGGAUUUUAGAGUUCUCUAGGCACCAGAUAACAGAUGUUAUGUCAGCUUAUGACCCAUCAUAUCGUGCCUUGCAUAAACCAAGUGAAAAUGGAGCAGUUGAAGAUGAUGAUGAUGAGGAGCCUGAUGCUGAACUGGGGUCUGCUAGCAAGAAAAGACGGAGUACCAAGACUGCUAAAGCAAAGAAAUCAGCGUUAAAUAAGGUCUCUGGUGCUGUGAAUGCUAUACUACAAAAGCUCUGCACAAUUCUUGGUUUACUCAAAGACUUGUUGUUGAUUGAGAAGUUAUCUGAUAGUUGUGUUCUACAACUAUUAAAGACAAGCUUCACUACUUUUUUGGUGGACAACAUUCAGCUCUUGCAACUCAAAGCAAUUGGCUUGCUAACUGGGAUAUUCUACUCAUAUACCCAACAUAGAACAUAUAUAAUAGAUGAAAUGGUUCAGCUUCUCUGGAAGUUGCCUGUUUCAAAGCGAGCAUUAAGAGCGUAUCACCUACCUGAUGAAGAACAGAGGCAGAUCCAGAUGAUUACAGCUUUGCUGAUUCAGUUGGUUCAUAGCAGUGCUAACCUUCCUGAAGCUUUAAAGCAAACAUCAAUUGGAAGUCCCAUCUUGGAAGUGUCAGUUGAUGCUGGUUAUUUAACUAAAUGCCAUGAAUCUGUUCAGGAUACAUGUUGUCAUUUCUGGACUCGUGUCCUUCAACGUCUUGCUUCUGUAAAGACUCAAGAGGCCUCUGAGUUGAAACUGAUGAUUGAGAAUCUUGUCACUGAUUUACUGACAACAUUAAAUCUACCUGAAUACCCUGCUGCUGCUCCUAUUUUAGAGGUUCUUUGUGUUUUACUGCUCCAAAAUGCAGGUCUGAAAUCUAAGGAUACCUCUGUUCGUGCAAUGGCAAUUGAUCUUCUGGGCACAAUAGCAGCAAGGUUGAAGCAUGAUGCUCUCCUCAAUAGGAAGGACAAGUUCUGGAUAUCGGAAGAAUUGCUUAGUGGGGAUGAUACUGAUCGUAGUUACCCAAAAGGUGCAUGUUCCAUUUGUUUUGAUGGAAAGGAAGAGAAAGUGUUAUAUAGGUGUCAAGGUUGUCAAAGAUUUUUCCACAGUGAUUGUAUGGGGGUAAGAGAACAAGAAGGUCCUAACCGUAGUUGGUACUGCCAGUUUUGCAUGUGUAAGAAGCAGCUUCUUGUAUUGCAAUCAUACUGUGAAUCGCAGUACAAGGAUAAUGAGAAACCGAAACGUGGUCGCUCAGAAAGUUCUAAAUCUUCUGAUCCAAUUACGAAAGUUGAAAUUAUUCAGCAGAUGCUUUUGAAUCAUCUUCAAGAUACUGCUUCUGCUGAUGAUGUCCAUCUUUUUGUUCGAUGGUGUUAUCUUUGCUUAUGGUAUAAAGAUGGCCCGAAAUCUCAACAAAAUUUCAAGUACUAUGUUUCUAGACUGAGAUCAAAAGCAAUAGUGCGUGAUUCGGGGACUGUUUCUUCACUGUUUUUAAGGGAUUCAGUCAAGAAAAUUGCUUUAGCACUGGGACAAAAUAAUUCUUUCUCUAGAGGAUUUGACAAGAUUCUUUACUUGCUUCUGGUUAGCUUAAGAGAAAACUCCCCUGUGAUUAGGGCCAAGGCUUUACGAGCAGUUAGUAUUAUUGUAGAAGUUGAUCCAGAGGUAUUAGGUGACAAACGUGUUCAAGUGGCUGUUGAGGGAAGGUUUUGUGACUCUGCAAUAUCUGUCAGGGAAGCUGCAUUGGAACUAGUUGGCAGGCACAUUGCUUCACAUCCAGAUGUUAGUUUAAAGUACUUUGAGAAGGUAGCAGAGAGGAUUAAAGAUACUGGAGUCAGCGUACGGAAACGAGCAAUCAAAAUUAUUCGAGAUAUGUGCAAUGCGGAUCCUAACUUCUCAGGGUUUACAAAUGCUUGCAUUGAGAUUAUUUCUCGUGUUAGUGAUGAUGAAUCAAGUAUUCAGGAUCUUGUUUGUAAGACAUUUUAUGAGUUCUGGUUUGAAGAACCUUCUGGAAUGCAGACUCAGUAUCCUGGAGAUGGUAGUUCCAUUCCUUUGGAGGUGGCUAAGAAGACUGAACAGAUUGUUGAAACACUGAGGCAGUUGCCUAAUCAUCAGUUUCUUGUAACUGUCAUUAAGCGUAACUUGGUCCUUGAUUUUUUCCCUCAAUCAGCGAAAGCUGCUGGAAUCAACCCUGUCUCCCUUGCUGCGGUACGCAGGCGAUGUGAAGUGAUGUGCAAGUGCUUAUUGGAAAGAAUAUUGCAGACAGAAGAAACAAGUAAUGUGGAAGCAGAAGUUCCUACACUCCCCUAUGUUUUGGCCUUGCACGCAUUUUGUGUUGUGGACCCAUCACUUUGCAUGCCAGCUUCAGAUCCUUCCCAAUUUGUUAUCACGCUACAGCCUUACCUUAAGAGUCAGGUUGAUAACAGAGUUGGUGCACAGUUACUGGAGAGUAUAAUCUUUGUAAUUGAUGCCGUUGUGCCGUUGAUGCGAAAGUUGCCUCCUAGUGUUGGUGAUGAACUAAAACAAGAUCUGAAGCACAUGAUCGUCCGGCAUUCCUUUUUGACUGUUGUCCACGCUUGCAUCAAGUGUCUUUGUUCAGUGAGUAGAAAGGCAGGGAAUACUGGUGAUGUUGUUGAGUAUCUCAUUCAGUUAUUUUUCAAACUAUUGGAUUCCCGAGCAACUGAUAACAAGCAGCAAGUGGGGCGCUCUCUCUUCUGUCUUGGAUUACUUAUCCGCUAUGGAAAUUCUUUGUUUGGUGGUUCUAGUAGCAAAAAUAUUGAUGUUGCUAGCAGUAUUAGUUUGUUUAAAAAGUAUCUUCAAAUGGAUGAUUUUAGCAUAAAGGUUAGAUCUUUGCAGGCAUUAGGUUUCGCUCUAAUUGCUAGGCCUGAAUAUAUGUUGGAAAAGGACAUUGGAAAGAUUUUAGAGGCAGCAUUAGCAGCGAGUUCUAAUGUUCGUCUUAAGAUGCAAAUGUUACAAAAUUUGUUGGAAUAUCUUCUUGAUGCGGAAAGUCAAAUGGAAACGGAUAAAGUGAGUGAUGAUCAAGUUCAGUAUACUGUAGAAGGUGGCCACAGUGUCCCUGUAGCUGCGGGUGCUGGCGAUACUAACAUUUGUGGGGGUAUAGUCCAGCUGUAUUGGGAUAAUAUUCUGGGGAGAUGCCUGGACUUUAACGAAGAAGUUCGCCAAUCCGCCCUAAAGAUAGUGGAAGUAGUUCUUCGACAAGGACUUGUUCAUCCUAUUACUUGUGUCCCAUACCUUAUAGCCCUAGAAACGGAUCCUCUGGACGUCAACCAAAAGUUGGCUCAUCAUUUGCUAAUGAAUAUGAAUGAGAAAUAUCCUGCUUUUUUCGAGAGCCGACUGGGGGAUGGGCUUCAGCUGUCAUUUAUCUUCAUGCGCUCAAUUAGUGGCAAUGCACUUGAAAAUCCAAAUGAAAAAUCCCAAUCAAAGCUUCCUGGAAAUUUGAAAGGGAAAUCUGAUGCUGGUUCUUUAACACAAGCAAGGCUGGGAGUUUCUAGAAUUUACAAGCUAAUUCGUGGAAAUCGGGUUGCUAGGAACAAAUUCAUGUCCUCAAUUGUGCGCAAAUUUGAUAAUCCUAGCUGGAACGAUUCCGUUAUACCUUUCUUGAUGUAUUGUACGGAAACUCUUGCUUUGUUACCAUUUUCAUCUCCUGAUGAACCACUUUAUUUGAUCUACGCCAUAAAUCGAGUGAUACAAGUCAGAGCAGGGGCUCUUGAGGCAAAUUUGAAAAUCUUGAGUUCAAAUUUGCUGCAAACAGAUGCUCAGAUGAUGACUAGUAAUAACGGGAUAGUUCAGCCGGAUUAUAGUCAAGCUGCUUAUAAUCAUAUGGCUACGCUAGAUUUGAACGGAACAUUUCAGGAGCCGCCUGUGGUUCAGCCUCCUUUCUUUCACAUGACAUCAAUCGAUUUGAAUGGUACAAUCCAGCAAAACUUCAGUUAUCAGUCUAUUUCAGAUUAUCCUCCUGCAAUUGAGACAACAAUGCAUAAGAUGGCCCCUUCUGAACCUCGUUCUCUUUCCAAAGAUGAAAUUCAAAAAAUCCAGGCUGACGUUCUUGCUGCUACUGCAUUACAGCUUCUUAUGAAGCUAAAAAGACAUCUAAAAAUUGUUUAUAGCCUGAAUGAUCAAAGAUGCCAGGCCUUUUCUCCAACUGAACCCAUAAAGCCGGGGGAUGUUCUAACGAGGCAGAACGUUCCCUUUGACAUCGGUGAAACACAGACAACCUUGCCUAGCACCUAUCAAGAAUUGGUGCAGAGAUAUCAGGAAUACAAAAAUGCGUUGAGGGAAGAUGCAAUCGAUUACUCAACAUUCACAGCCAACAUCAAAAGGAAGCGACCAACUCCGAGGAAAGGAGGAAAAGCGGUGCGAACGACCGGUGGUGGGGAUGAAGACGAUGAUUACGAUGAAGAGUGGACAGGUGGGAGUGGUGUUCGUCGGAUGAGUAACAGCGGACGGAAAAGUUACAACAUAAGAAGCAGCAGUCGGCAGCGAUAGUAGAGAUGUAAAUAUAAAAAUGACAGGUACGCUAACAUGUACAUUAGAAUGAAGGAAAAAAAGAAAUGAGAUAGGGAGGUUUAGGUUGAUGAGGACUGCUUGGGUUUUUAUUCAUUUUAGAUGGUUUCCAUUUUGUAGUGUUUUUAAUUCAAAUCCACUUUUGAUAUUUUAAGAAUUGGAUGUUUGGGUCAUUGCUGCUGCCUUGGCAACACACCAUUUGUAACUUUUGUGGUCUUUUUAUAAGAUGGAAAAAAAUUAAUGAAA